AUGGCCGAUGCUGGUCCUUUGCAGCGCCUGGGCGUUCUUUUGAAGCACUUGACGCUCGGAGACACAGACGGUCACAAUGGGAUUGCCCUCUCACCCACGGCUGCAAGGGGUGUCUCGCUGCCACGCUUUGACACGACCGUCAUGGAAAGCUAUCUGGAUGAACUCAGCAGCGUGAAGGAGGACGUCUACGAGACCUUCCGGCACAGGCCAAACCUUCUCCCUGCCACCCUUGAGGGCUUGUCCAAAGAGGAGCACAGAGAGCUUGCCAGACAACAGCUCAAGCUGCUGCUGAAGGCCGGAUACAGUCCUCUCCGCUUCUACCUGCAUGACAUCAAGAAGUACUUCUAUCUCGGAGAGUUGCUCGCCGUUGUGGAUCUCUCUCUGACCGUCAAGAUGGGCGUCCAAUACAACUUAUGGGGUGGCAGCAUACUCAAUCUGGGGACAGAGAAGCACAAGAAGGCAUACUUUGAGGACAUCGACAAGUUCCGCCUUCCUGGAUGCUUUGCCAUGACCGAGCUGUAUCACGGCAGCAACGUGGCUGCGCUGCAGACGGAAGCUGUGCUUGACAUUGCUACUGACGAGUGGAUCAUCAGCACGCCGGAUGAUGGCGCUCUCAAGUGGUGGAUUGGGAAUGCUGCAGAGGAUGGCAGGGCAGCCACGGUAUUUGCCCGCCUCAAGGUGCCAUCACCGGAUGGAAGUGGCACUCUGGUGGACCACGGCGUCCAUGCCAUUGUGGUGCCCCUCAGGGAUGAGGCCGGAACGGUCCUGCAGGGUGUGGAGAUCAAGGACUGCGGCUACAAGGUGGGCCUCAACGGCGUGGACAACGGCUCAAUCAGGUUUUUGGGAGUGCGUGUGCCCCGGGAAAAUCUGCUGGACAGGUUUGCGUCCGUGGAUCGGUCUGGGCAGUACCGCUCGCCCUACUCGGCCUCCCGACGCUUUGCAGCCACGCUUGGAGAGCUCACUGGCGGGCGGGUCGGGCUGAUCUGCAGUUCCCUGGGCGUCCUCAAGGCGUCGCUCACAGUCGCUGUGCGCUAUGGUGCAACCCGCCAGCAGUUUGGGCCUGCAAACGCCCCAGAGAUUGCCGUGCUGGACUACAGCAGUCAGCAGGAGAAGCUGAUGCCCAUGCUGGCCAGUGCUUACGCCAUCCACUUCACCUCUCGCUACCUGGUCGACCAGUAUGCCGAGGCAAAGCGCACCAAGGAGGAGGAUGUCAUUGCCGAUGUGCAUGCACUCUCUGCGGGCUUGAAGGCGUACGUGACCAACUACACCGCGACAGCUCUGUCUGUGUGCCGCGAGUGCUGCGGCGGGCAUGGGUAUGCCGCGGUCAAUCGCUUCGGCAUGUGGCGCUCCGAUCAUGACAUCUUCCAGACCUUUGAGGGCGACAACACAGUCCUGCUGCAGCAGGUGGCUGGGCUGCUGCUCAAGAAGUACAAGGAGCGCUUUGCGGUUGCCCCUGUGACUGCCACGUACCGCUACCUGCGCCAGUGGGCAGCAGAGAGCCUGCCGCCCAACCCUCUGGUCAGCCAUGAGACCUCCGUUCGCCACCUGCGAGACCCGGCCUUCCUCGUCCGAGCACUGAGGUACCGGACGGGCAAGCUGCUGUUCACGCUUGCGCAGCGCUUGAGCAAGCACACUCGGCGCAUGGGCCAAUUCCAAGCCUGGAACAAGUGCCUGAGCCACAUCCUGACCCUCGCCCGGGCCCACAUCGAGUCAGUCAUGUUUGAGCGCUUCCUCGACGGGGUCAACAACUGCCCUGACGCUGACUGCAAGAAGAGCCUGAAGGUGAUGGCGGAGGUGUUUGCGCUGCAGCGCAUCCAGGCGGACGUGAUGUUCCGCAACGACGACUACGUGGCGGCGGAGAAGGUGAAGGCGAUUGGCCGGCUGCUGGAGCGGCUGCGCGCGGAGAUUCGAGCGCAGGCCGUGCCCCUGGUCGACGCCUUCAACAUCCCCGACCACAUCCUGCGCUCCCCCAUCGGCCUCUCCCACCAGGACCCCUACGACCACUACCUGGAGGGCGCCGGCUGGACCGCCACCACCCCACUGACCUCCUGAGCACAACAGCGCGAUGCAGCUGUGGGCGUCGUGUCAUGUCUUGCCUGUGAUGGCAGAUUCUUAGGCCCUAGGAUCCAAUCUCCAGUGAUGACGAACACUCAGGUGUACCUCGGCAUUCUGAGGGGUGUUAGGGCUGCUGUACAGUUUUGCGGGUUUAGUUAGGUGAGUGUUGCUGUUUUUUGAAAGGCGGGUUGGACAUGAAUGCAUGCCUGAGCACCUUGUCUGUAUUAUUUUAUCACUCCUGUACUUCGUCGCUUGUGACAUGCACCAUUUUUCCAGGGUGCGCAAGCCGGUAGCGAAAGCUCUACUGCGAGCUCAAUUUUGGCCCUCGGCAGUUUUAAUUAGGACAUAGGGUGUAAAUUGUCUAGUUUUAGGGCUAAGAUUGGUCUCAGGAAGGUGAAUCAAUUUAUUUUGAAUUGGUUUGCCCGAGUGCAGCCUGUGUGGAAGCUUAUUAGCUCUGUGUCUAACUUAGUUUCAACUACAAAACUUGCACAUGUUGAAAAGUAUUGCUCUGCGUC
Messenger RNA from Coccomyxa subellipsoidea C-169, 2570 nucleotides. RefSeq names its product long-chain acyl-CoA oxidase. Gene Ontology annotation, molecular function: fatty acid binding; FAD binding; acyl-CoA oxidase activity. Gene Ontology annotation, cellular component: peroxisome. The record is from RefSeq and is a predicted model, not a curated record. The coding region runs from base 1 to 2052 and encodes 683 amino acids. Lineage: Eukaryota; Viridiplantae; Chlorophyta; Trebouxiophyceae; Coccomyxaceae. The transcript is spliced from 11 exons. Gene Ontology annotation, biological process: fatty acid beta-oxidation using acyl-CoA oxidase; lipid homeostasis.